AUGGGGGUUGGUAAUCUUUGGAGAAAACGGAUACAAGGUUGUAUUUCAAAUACUCCCAUAUUUGUUCUCAUAAAUGGCUCGGCGCACUCAAAAUUCAACACCGGUAAAGGGAUAACUCAUGGUGAUCCGCUUUCUCCAUUUCUUUUCUUGAUUGUUUCAGAAUCUUUAAAUAUCAUGUUUCAGAUUGGUCAUGAAACGGGUCACAUAGGUGGGUUUGCAGUGAAUGCUAACGGAUUCAAGGUCAGUCAUUUGCGAUAUGCAGAUGACACUCUGGUAUUUUUAGAUGACUCCACUGAACAAAUGAAUUGUCUGCGUUAUUAUCUACUUGGUUUCGAAAUGGUGUCGGUCCUUCGCAUUAAUUUUGCUAAGUGCAGUCUUUAUGGGGUGGCUAACGCUGUGAAUAUGGAUGCAAUGACGGCAAUGUUGGGUUGUAAAACUGAAAGUUUUCCUUCGAUUUAUUUAGGUUUUCCCUUGGGUGACAUUGCGGCUUCUUUUCAAAAUGGGAAGAGAUUAUAG
Molecule: messenger RNA, 516 nt
Organism: Papaver somniferum (opium poppy)
Lineage: Eukaryota; Viridiplantae; Streptophyta; Magnoliopsida; Ranunculales; Papaveraceae
Exons: 1
Coding region: 1-516 (171 amino acids)
Source: RefSeq, a predicted model, not a curated record